GUAUCAGAAACACGUUGUUUGUAUCCGAAGUAUUGCAUGGAUAGGACACGUGGCCUGCAUGAAGAAGGUCCAUGGCGGCUAUGUAGAGCUGCUUGUAUGAAGUUGGAUACAGUAUACAGGGUAGUUCUGUUCUUCCGGGACGGACUCAUCAGGAGGGAAAUAUGAAAGAAAGCAUGGGAAACCCUUUGCAUCUCAAAUCUUUGAACCACAUCUCACUCGUGUGCAGAUCAGUAAAGGAGUCCAUCCAUUUCUAUCAGAACGUUCUUGGGUUUAUCCCUAUCAGGAGGCCAGGUUCUUUCGAUUUUGAUGGGGCAUGGCUAUUCGGGUACGGAAUCGGAAUACAUUUAUUGCAAACAGAGGAUCCAGAGAACAUACCAAAGAAGACUGAAAUCAACCCGAAAGACAAUCACACAUCUUUCCAGUGCGAGAGCAUGGGUGCUGUGGAGAAGAAGCUGAAGGAGAUGGGGAUUGCGUACGUGCGGACGAUGGCGGAGGAAGGCGGGAUCCAUGUCGACCAAAUCUUCUUUCACGACCCUGAUGGCUUCAUGAUGGAGAUAUGCAACUGUGACAACCUGCCCGUCGUCCCUUUGGCCGGCGAGAUGGCCCGGUCGUGCUCUCGGGUAAACCUUCAGAUGAUGCAGCAGCAGAAAAUCCGGGUUGUCAAUCAAUAGAAGGAGACUUUGUUAGGUCGAGUGCCAAUAAUAAUAAGACUAUCGGAUCAGUAUUUUGUUCUUAAUUUUUCCAGUGUCUUGUGAAAUAUUGCUUCUUGUAAUGAGAGAACUUUGUGAACUCUCACAAUUAUACAAAUGGGAAAUCUUUGCUUUCCAACCUAAUGAAAAAGUUGUAUUUUAGAUU
Molecule: messenger RNA, 855 nt
Organism: Carya illinoinensis
Lineage: Eukaryota; Viridiplantae; Streptophyta; Magnoliopsida; Fagales; Juglandaceae
Product: metallothiol transferase FosB-like
Exons: 3
Coding region: 162-671 (169 amino acids)
Source: RefSeq, a predicted model, not a curated record